Molecule: messenger RNA, 266 nt
Organism: Staurois parvus
Lineage: Eukaryota; Metazoa; Chordata; Amphibia; Anura; Ranidae
Source: the annotation of a GenBank genome assembly
AGAUCUAUAGUAGGACAUCAUGAUGGCGAACCGGCCGCCCCCCUCACAUCACCAGAUGGAUCCAGUAAUGGGAACCCACCAGAGAGAUGUCCCCGUUCUCUGUAUUCCCAGGAUUCCACACAGGAACAUCAGGAGAUCCCUCAGGAGGAUCAGGGCGGAGACCUAAUUGUUGUAAAAGAAGAAUCAGAAGAUCCAUAUGUGAUGGGUGAUAAGCCAUGUAAGCAUGAAGAAAUUCCCUCACAGAUCAGCACAGGUAAUAAAACUCA